AUUGGCUUCCUGUUAUCAUGUUCUCAUUCGCAAUAACCCGCUGCGCAGGUUCACUGCAUAUUUCCGACGCCCAGGAGGAAGAUCAGGGACGCUACGAAUGCGUGGCGGAAAACAGCGUGGGCACUGCCAUCUCGCCCUUCGCAAACCUCUUAGUGCGUGCGGUGCGGCGGGUGGCGCCAUACUUUGCGAUUCCGCCGGAGUCGACUUACGAAGUGUCUCCGGGCGCCGCGCUGAACCUGACGUGCGUGGCCGUGGGAUCGCCCAUGCCAUACAUGCGCUGGCGCAAAGGUGGCGUCGACCUGACUGCCGACGGCGAAGACGUCGUGAGCCGCAGCGUCCUGGUGCUGGAAAACGUUCGCGAGUCGGCCAAUUACACCUGCGUGGCCAGCUCCUCGCUCGGCGUCAUCGAACACGACUCGCAAGUUAUCGUCCAAGAGGACGACGACCAACCACAGAGCCCCACCUACUCCCAAGUACGUGACGCUUGGGCAGACUUUGACAACCGCACCGACCAGAAUGCCACUACUACAGUAGGUUUAGACAGCGCAGCAUUAAGUGCAGCCGUACUGGGGUUGUCGGUGCCAGCUGCAAAUGAUGGAGAUCACGUGCCUGCUGAGAGUGGAACCACACCUGCGGAAGCUGCUGUACUCACGGGAAGACUGUCUUCGCCUCAGAAAAGCGCUGCAGAAGAAGCAGAUGCUACGCAUCGCGCUGCUGCGUAGAAGAACAUGCUCUACGCAUGAGGCUUCUCCAAGAAGACCACGACGACAUAUUGAAAAAAAGAGACGAAGAGCACAAGCUCAAGAUGGAAAUCUUGAUCCGGCAGAAAGAAAUUCAAGAUAUCGUGUUGAAGAGGUUGCAGGAAGGCAAAUAAGAAAUUGUGGCUCCUUCGUGUAUUACUUCAGCGGCUCUACUUGAUGUGUGGCGUAUCACAGUUGGGACACCGGUGUGGCAUGCAUGCAAUAAACACAUUUGACAAAUUGUG
This is a messenger RNA of Rhipicephalus sanguineus (brown dog tick), 985 nucleotides long. RefSeq names its product receptor-type tyrosine-protein phosphatase F-like. NCBI's taxonomy places the organism in Eukaryota, Metazoa, Arthropoda, Arachnida, Ixodida, Ixodidae. The transcript is spliced from 3 exons. Gene Ontology annotation, molecular function: axon guidance receptor activity. The record is from RefSeq and is a predicted model, not a curated record. Gene Ontology annotation, cellular component: axon; neuronal cell body; plasma membrane. Bases 18 to 722 code for a protein of 234 amino acids. Gene Ontology annotation, biological process: synapse organization; homophilic cell-cell adhesion.